AAAAAUCUCCCUUAGCCCAGGGCUAAGAUGCAGGGUGAAGAUGCUGAUGGAGAUUUAACCAGAACUGCAUUAUAACCAAAUCAAUUAGGAAUAUUUUUCUUCAUGGGAACAUUGUUAGCUUUAUAUUUACACCUUCUAUUAGUUAAAGGGUUCUUGAAGGAACGUUUAAAAGGAUGUCCCUAUUGAUCGUGUACCUCUGGGCAGGACUCAUGUUCUCUCGUCCUCCUCCCAGCUGCCAAUCAUGCACUAUUGGCACCGCAAGUGAGUGCAAACAGGCAGAAUUUGCUCCUGGAACCAACCUAGCAGGCGAAGGUUUUGAUAUCACCAAAAUGAGAAGAAAAGGAGCCUUUGUCAUUGACAUGAACAUAUGGAAACAUAAAGACAAAACAUGCACCCUCUGUAAAAAUCCCUAUCUGGAAGGGAAAAAACAGAGGCUUCCAUUGACCGUAGUAGAUUGGAGAUCAAAUCACAAGUGUAGUAUGAAAGUGUCAAGUAAACUCCAUCGCUCCAGUGAGUCUCUGGUCAGUGCCAGCAGCUCUUCUGUGGAGAAUAAUUGGCAGGUUAAUCUAGAGUUAGAAAAACAAUCUAUAGCUGGGAAGACUAUGCUUGCUGGAACCAACUCCAAAUUGUCUGAAUACUCCAUGGAAAAAACCAAGAGUGACAAGUUCAGUUUCACAAGCCACAGUGUGUCCUGCACAUAUUACAGCUAUAGAGUAUCCAACCAGCCAAGGUUACACAGAGAAUUCAGGACAGCAGUGAAGAAUCUCCCCAAGACAUAUGCACAAGAAAACAAACAACGUUUUUACAAGCUAAUUGAUAACUUUGGUACCCAUUACAUUACCAAGGUGACCCUUGGUGGAACGGUUCAGUCUGUGACCAGUAUCAGGCAGUGCCAAGCCAGCCUGCAGGGUCUCAGUGCAGAGGAGGUGAAGAUGUGUCUGGAUGUGGAGGCAUCUGCCAGCGUGGGUGACAAAAGCAGCUUAAAGACUGAGUUCAAGCACUGCCAGGAAGACAAGUCCAAGACAGAAAACAAGGCCAGCUUCUCUGAUGUCUUCAAUGAUCGGUUCACCGAGGUGAAGGGUGGCCACACCACAGAGCCCGAGCUCCUCUUCUCAGCUGAUAAAGAUCCCUCCUCCUACAAGGAAUGGCUGACGUCCCUACCGCUCUACCCAGAUAUCGUCUCCUAUUCCCUGGAAUCUCUCCAUGAGCUAUUGCCUACCACCAACCCUAGCCGCAAGACACUGCGCAAGGCCAUCAGUGACUACAUCCUGGAGAAGGCUUUGUGGAAGAACUGCUCCCAACCCUGCCAGACAGGCGUCAAAAGUGACCAGAGAGACUCCUGCAUCUGCAGCUGCCACAACAACCCUGGGGUGACCGCCGACUGUUGCCCCACUCGCAAGGGCAUCGCCCGUGUGGUUAUCACCAUUCAGAGGGGCGCCAACCUGUGGGGUGACCACACCACCGCCACCGACGGCUACGUGAAGGUGUCUUUCGCAGGUCAGAUGAUCGGACGCACACCAGUUAUCAGCAACAACAACGACCCUCACUGGGCAAUGACCUAUGAUUUGGGCCCGGUGAAUCUGUCAACCAACAAGAGGCUGAGAUUGGAAGUAUGGGAUGAGGACGACAAGUGGAACGACGACCUGUUAGGGGAAUGUGAAAAGGAGCUGACGGCUGGAGUUAAUGAGGAUGUCUGCAACCUCCAGCAUGGCCAGUUGUUCUACAAGUGGGAGGUUGUGUGUGCCCCUAGCCUGGGUGGCUCUUCCUGUAUGGAGUAUAUGCCGUCCCCCAUGAACUCCCAACUGGCAAAAGUAUACGUGUCUCGCCACUCACGCCCCAUUCCAAGGGACAUGCUGGUGAGUAUGGGAGUUUUGGUGGACGGACACAGUCUCCCGGCCAACAAGAGCCUUGACAUGAGGAAAAGCGAAUGUACUGGAUAUUAAAAUGACCCACAGUGCCCAUGUCACGAGCUCGGAAUAUUUUCAUAAUUUUAUCUCUGACUUUUAAUUUAAAUGAUGAAAUAAAUGUUUUGGUUUUAGUGUCUUCUAUAUAUGCCUACUGUAUCUUUUACUAUUAUCUGCUUGUUUUGUUAUUCACAUGUAUAUUAUUCUUUGUCCCCCACUUCCCAAUGGUAUGCCAUUUCCAUGAUACAUCAUUGGACUCUUUCAGUGAUUUACUGGAUAGCUAGCGAGCUAAACAUUUUUAAUUUGACUUUUGUCUGUUCCUAUGUUUGUUUGGUUUAUGAAAAGAAGCACAAAUUAUUUGUAUUUUGUUGUACAAAAAAUAAAGUAAAAUUAUUUUAUUAAAUAAAAAUUAUUAACACAGACUGAUGAGUCUUGGCUUUUGAGCUAUCAAAUAACCCUCUGUGAGAUAUGAGACAAUGCUCUUGCUCAUAUUGACCAGACAAUGUUUUCUAUUACCAGACAUCACAAAUGAAGACAACGCUGCCAAUUUGGGUGAUGCAAUAGAGAUUCAAUGUUUACACAAUUACACUGAUUGGCCCAAUGUGGGCUCUAUAGUAAUCUAAAUCUAAAUUCUUUAAUCAUUGUUUAAUCUUGUCCUUUAUGUUUCAAAUGCAAAAUAAACAGUCAGAUUUA
Esox lucius (northern pike) is the source of this 2597-nucleotide messenger RNA. Its product is annotated as perforin-1-like. The transcript is spliced from 5 exons. Lineage: Eukaryota; Metazoa; Chordata; Actinopteri; Esociformes; Esocidae. Gene Ontology annotation, molecular function: pore-forming activity; calcium ion binding. The record is from RefSeq and is a predicted model, not a curated record. Gene Ontology annotation, biological process: leukocyte mediated cytotoxicity. Bases 174 to 1943 code for a protein of 589 amino acids.